This is a messenger RNA of Panicum hallii, 1103 nucleotides long. RefSeq names its product COP9 signalosome complex subunit 7. The transcript has 9 exons. The coding region runs from base 31 to 777 and encodes 248 amino acids. Gene Ontology annotation, cellular component: COP9 signalosome. The record is from RefSeq and is a predicted model, not a curated record. Lineage: Eukaryota; Viridiplantae; Streptophyta; Magnoliopsida; Poales; Poaceae.
CCCCCCCCCCCCCGAUUCGUCGGCGGGGCGAUGGCGAUGGACGCGGAGCGGCGGCAGGCGGAGCUGAUCGGGCAGUUCUCGGCGCAGGCGGCGGCGCUGUCGUCGGCGCCGCAGCUCGCCGCGCUGGUGCUCGAGGCCACCUCGCACCCGGCCCUCUUCGCCUUCUCCGAGCUCCUCACCCUCCCCGCCCUCUCCAAGCUCGCUGGCACGCAGUACGCGUCGUCACUGGACGUCCUCCGGCUCUUUGCCUACGGCACCUUGAAGGACUACAAGAGUAAUUCUGGAUCCCUUCCUGCGUUGUUGCCUGAUCAAAUCCGAAAGCUAAAGCAACUCAGUGUGCUAACUCUGGCAGAGUCAACUAAGAUACUACCUUAUGAUCAGCUCAUGCAAGAGUUGGACGUUUCCAAUGUAAGAGAACUUGAAGACUUCCUCAUCAAUGAGUGCAUGUACUCGGGUAUUGUUAGAGGCAAACUGGAUCAGUUGAGAAGGUGCUUUGAGGUACAAUUUGCAGCUGGAAGGGAUCUUACACCUGAUCAGCUGAACAACAUGAUAGACACCUUGUCUGACUGGUUGGGAACAUCAGAUAGCCUGUUGCAUCAAAUUCAGGAGAAAAUCAAGUGGGCUGACACAAUGAGUGAGGUGAACAAGAAGCACCAGAAAGAAUUUGAAGACAGAGUGGAAGAAGCCAAAAAAUCAAUCAAGAAGUUGAACAAUUUAAGCAGGCAGACAUUGACUUACGGGGGCAUGACGACUUUCUCUCUGAAUCUGGAGGAAUAAUGGAUUUUGAAGAGGACCGCAUCCGGCCAAAAAGGAGGCGACAACCACCAGCGUAGUUUCAAUGAAGUCCUUACCCCUCUUUCCCCGUAUGUGAACUGCUGAUGCCUUGAUUGAAACUUUUUGACGCCAGAGUUGAAGAAAAUUUGUGCCUCCAUUGAAGCGAGUCUUGGUUACUAUUGUAUUAUGCCCAAACUGCUCGUUUUUUUGGUAGGGAUGUACAAGGAGGUCAUCACUCUUAACGUUGCAUUUAUUUAGUAGUUAAUGGCGGAUGGCUGAAUUAGUGCUGUUAUGAUUAUGGCUGAGUAGUUUUCUGGUGGCUUCGGUUA